This is a messenger RNA of Neofelis nebulosa (Clouded leopard), 1027 nucleotides long. RefSeq names its product small nuclear ribonucleoprotein U11/U12 subunit 25 (gene SNRNP25). Lineage: Eukaryota; Metazoa; Chordata; Mammalia; Carnivora; Felidae. The record is from RefSeq and is a predicted model, not a curated record. Gene Ontology annotation, biological process: mRNA splicing, via spliceosome. Bases 273 to 644 code for a protein of 123 amino acids. Gene Ontology annotation, cellular component: U12-type spliceosomal complex. The transcript is spliced from 6 exons.
GUGAAGGGAACGCGCGCGCGGGCCGGAAGCCCGAGGGCGAGGUUAGGACUGCAACGCCAGGAGAUGACUGGACGGAGCCCAAGGUGACGGCAGUGGGGCGGGACAAACAGCCGGAUCAAGGUAGCGCGGGACGUGCCUGGGGACUAAGAGGCGCCCUGGAGCAGGCGGAGGAGGAGGUGGCUGUGCGGCCCGAGACGCCCGAGGACGAUGAGGACGAAGAGGAGGCGCUGCCACACUCCGAGGCGGUAGACGUGUUCCAGGAGGGUCUCGCCAUGGUCGUGCAGGACCCGCUGCUAUGCGAUCUACCGAUCCAGGUUACUUUAGAAGAGGUCAAUUCACAAAUAGCACUAGAAUAUGGCCAAGCAAUGACAGUCCGAGUGUGCAAGAUGGAUGGAGAAAUAAUGCCUGUGGUUGUGGUACAGAAUGCUACGGUCCUGGACCUGAAGAAGGCCAUUCAGAGAUACGUGCAGCUCAGGCAGGAGCGGGAAGGAGGCAUUCAGCACAUCAGCUGGUCCUAUGUGUGGAGGACAUACUACCUGACCUCUGCAGGAGAGAAGCUCACUGAGGACAAGAAGAAGCUUCGAGAUUACGGUAUCCGGAAUCGGGAUGAGGUGUCCUUCAUCAAAAAGCUGAGGCAAAAAUGAACCUCCAGACAAGGACAACCGUGCUACUGACCAAGCUCUCCCCACCCCCAGGAGGAAGCCUUCGACAACUGUUCCCUUUUUGCAGAAGAGUGUUGAGGUGGCCUGCACCUAGCUGGAGCACCCUAAUCAUGUGGCAGAUGGGCCUGGCCCUCUGUACAGGGUUCAUCCAUUUGCUUCUUAGUUUGAAAAGUAAAAAAGCCACAGUACUUGGGGCAGGAGGGACUGGUGCUGCCCAGUCCCAGAGGGAAAGCAAGGGCAGAGACUAGGGCAAGUGAGUGCUAAGGUGGAGGACGCUUCACCUGAGCCCUGUGGCCACCCCCUGGCCAUGAGACCCUUUUACUGUGAUCUCUACAGCAGGGGGCAAUAAAGGCAGAGUGGCUGGC